AUGAAGGAUCCUGCAAUUUCCACACUCGACAAUAUCCCACAGACUAAAGUACCAGGAACAGUCCGUCUGGUCGAUCUCAAUCACACCUUGAACGAUCCCCUCAACUGGGCUCCGCGCAGGAAGCUGCUCUCAACAAUUUGUGUGAUGGCGCAUACAUUUUUUAAAGGAUUGUCUACCUCCUCGAUCUAUGCAGUGGUGGUCCCUCUGUCGAAAGAGACUGGCGUACCAGUCAAGACACUGAACCAGGGAACCGGUUAUCUCUUCCUGCUUCUGGGUUGGGGGCUACUCUUCUGGCAGCCUUUCGCCCUGAGAUAUGGCAAGCGUCUCACGUGUCUACUCUCCAUGCUUGGUACCAUCGCCACUUGUCUUUGGGCUGGCUCUAUCUCACAAUAUGCUGGUUGGCGAUGGGUGUUCUACGUCCCAGCAAUCCUUCUUUCAGCUGUCUUUCUCUUCGUGCUCUUAUGUAUGGAGGAAACCAACUACUUUCGGGAGUAUACUGGCUCUGCAACACCUGAAGAAUACGAGCUCGACCACGCGAUCCCUACCUCAGACUCAACCAUUGAGAAGCAGGGUAGUAUCCAGCGUGCCGCCUCUCGUCCCUCGAUACGGAUUGGUCAAAUUCACGCUUCGAAGAAAUCUUAUUGGCAAAAGUUAUCCUUGUGGACUCCAAAACCCGGUCCUGGCUUCCUACAAACAGCAAUUCAAAGUUUGUCGUUUCUCAGCUGGCCCGUAAUCUUCUACGCAGGAUUCUCGAACGGCUUAUACCUGAUCUGGUCAAACUUGCUCAAUGGAACCAUCUCUCUCAUUUUGACGUCUGCGCCAUACCAUUUCACUACUUCCAUGGUUGGGCUGAGCUAUUUGUCGGGUUGCAUUGGUGUUAUUCUCGGAGGUCUUGCGUUUGGACAAGUCAGUGACUGGCUCGCGCUGAAGCUCGCUCGUCGCAAUAACGGUAUCAUGGAAGCUGAACACCGUCUGUGGCCUUUCUGUGCAACGAUGCUACUCGUGCCAGGAUCGUUGCUUCUCUGGGGCAUCGGUGCGGCUCACGGUAUUCACUGGUUUGCACUGAUUGUCGCUUUCGGUCUCGUGGCUUUCGCUGUAGCACUUAGUGUGUCCAUCUCCGUCAACUACAUGGUCGACACAAUCACCUUGGUCAUGCUUGUUCGCAACACGAUGUCCUUUGCUAUGGGCUAUGGUGUGACUCCCUGGGUUCAGGGCCUCGGUGUACAGAACUGCUUCAUCACCGCUGCUGCGGUCAGUAUUGUCACAUCGACAAUGGCUUUCGUCUUCUUGAAGUGGGGUGAGAAGUUCCGUGAGUGUAGCGCAGCGUCUUAUUAUAACCUAGUUGACAAGCGAGCCGGAUGA
This is a messenger RNA of Aureobasidium subglaciale EXF-2481, 1362 nucleotides long. RefSeq lists its product as uncharacterized. Bases 1 to 1362 code for a protein of 453 amino acids. The transcript is spliced from 8 exons. The record is from RefSeq and is a predicted model, not a curated record. Gene Ontology annotation, biological process: transmembrane transport. Lineage: Eukaryota; Fungi; Ascomycota; Dothideomycetes; Dothideales; Saccotheciaceae. Gene Ontology annotation, molecular function: transmembrane transporter activity.